Tarenaya hassleriana is the source of this 1362-nucleotide messenger RNA. Its product is annotated as probable aminotransferase TAT4. NCBI's taxonomy places the organism in Eukaryota, Viridiplantae, Streptophyta, Magnoliopsida, Brassicales, Cleomaceae. Gene Ontology annotation, molecular function: transaminase activity; pyridoxal phosphate binding. The coding region runs from base 270 to 1220 and encodes 316 amino acids. The transcript is spliced from 7 exons. Gene Ontology annotation, biological process: biosynthetic process; amino acid metabolic process. The record is from RefSeq and is a predicted model, not a curated record.
GGGAAGCGGCGGCGGCGUCGUUGAGCAGGGUGGUGGCGAACCUCAAAGCUAAAACCGACCCGGAGAGCGGGCAGAUCGUUUUGCCACCGUCCGCGGUUACAAGGACGUGGAUCGAGGCCGAGAAGGCAGUCACCGACGUCGUGGUCUCCGGCAAGGGCAAUGGUUAUGCCCCAAGCAUCGGAACUUCUGACGCCAAAAAGGCCGUUGCCGAUUAUCUAAACCGCGAUCUCGAAGGACAGAACUUCAAGCUGAAGCCGGAGGAUGUUUUCAUGGCGGCGGGAUGCAAACAGUCGAUUGAGAUUAUAAUAGAAGUCCUCGCCAAACCAAGGGCCAAUAUUCUUCUUCCUCGACCGGGUUUCCCUCGUUACGACGUCCGAGCACUCUACAGCCACAUCGAGGUCCGCUACUACGACGUUCUUCCCGACCAAAACUACGAGAUCGAUCUCGACCACGUUCGACGAAUCUCCGAUAAGAACACGUUCGCCAUCUGCAUCAUAAACCCCCAUAAUCCUUGUGGCAACGUCUACUCGGGAUUUCAUCUUAAGAAGCUCGCCGAGUUGGCUCGUAAGGUGGGGAUGAUGGUGAUAUCGGAUGAAGUGUACCGUUGGACUGUGUUUGGGGAGAGACCGUUCGUUCCAAUGGGGAAGUUUGCAUCGAUUGCUCCGGUGGUCACCCUCGGGUCCUUGUCCAAAGGAUGGGGAGUCCCGGGAUGGCGAAUGGGCUGGGUCGCAUUGAAUGACCCCGAGGGCCUAUUCAAAUCCACGAAAGUCCUUGAAGCUAUCAAGGAUAAUCUUGAGAUAAAUUCGAAACCCGCAACCAUCUUCCAGGCGGCUCUUUCGGAUAUCCUCGAGAAAACCCCGAGCGAAUUCUUCGCGAAGAAGAACGCGUACCUGAAAAGAAACGUCGACUAUGGAUUCGAAGAGCUCAAGAACAUACCCUGUCUCAGCUGCCCCAUGAAACCUGAAGCCUGCACUUUCUUAUGGGGGAAGCUCGACGUUUCGCAGUUGGAGGACAUCGAGGAUGACAAUGAGUUCUGCUCAAAGCUAGCCGCCGAGGAGAACCUCGUCCUCGUGCCUGGAACUGCGAUGGGGCUCGAGGGUUGGGUGAGGAUAACGGUCGAGUACUCGGACUUUUCUCUGGUGGAACAAACCUUUGACAGAUUGAACCGUUUCUUCCAAGGCCAUGCCAAAGGAUCGCUGGAAGAUCUGAAGCUGAACUAAUACCAAAUGAGUUCUGAAUUCCAGUUGUUUUAAUUCUCUCCAAAUAAAUAUGUGAACUCCACAACGUUUCCUCUUUUGUUUGAACUUGAUGGCUAUGUCUUCAUGUGUUUCCAUAGUAUCAGAAAUAAAGUUUAUUCGUAUU